AUGUUCCGAGGCAGCCCCUUGGUGGAUUCCAGGCAGGAAUCCCGGAAUCCCGGCCUAGGCUGCCAGCUCUCCCCUCCCCUCUCGCGUCACACGUGGUUUCCUGGAAGGGCGGGUAACUGGUUCCAGGGCGUGACAAGGGCACGGGCUCGCAGCUUUCUGCGGGCUGACGCGGAUUAUACUAAGAGCUUAGCUGAAGAAAUUAAGAAGCAAAACAAUAGGCUGAAGAAGGAGAUCCGAAAGCUUGAAGCUGAGUUACAAGUGAGCACCAGAGAUUUCCAGAUUCAAGAGAAUAUUCCUGAAACGAAGAUGAAAUUGGAAUCAAUAGAGAUUCCUGAGACUGACAGCCAGUUAUUAAAUAGAUCCUGUUCAUUUCAAGUGAACGUACAAGUUCCUUAUGAAUUACAAAGAGGGCAGGCACUCAUUACUUUUGAAAAAGAAGAAGUUGCCAAAAAUGUGAUAAGAAUGAGAAACCAUCUUGUACAGAUGGAGGACGAAAGUGUGGACAUUGUGGCCCAACAAGUUCCAUUAAACUCAGAAGUCAGAUUCCAGGUUCAUGUACAAAUUUCUGAAGUGAAGAUCAAUGUUACUGGAAUUCCUGACAAAUUGCCUGCAGAUCAAAUGAGAGACAAGUUAGAACUGAGCUUUUCUAAAUCCCGAAAUGGAGGUGGAGAGGUGGAAUGUGUGGAGUAUGAUACCCAGUCCGGAAGCGCUGUUAUCACUUUUGUGGAAAGUGGAGUUGCUGGCAAGAUUUUGAAAAAGAAAGAUUAUCCCCUUUAUAUAAAUCAAAACUGCUAUAACGUUAUUGUUUCUCCAUACAUUGAAAAGCACGUGGAAAAGUUUCAGGUGUUUUCUGGAAUAUCUACCAGGACUGUACUUCUCACAGGAAUGGAUAAUGUUGAUUUGGAUGAAGACACUGUAGAGGAUUUGAUUAAUAUUCACUUCCAGAGGAAGAAGAAUGGUGGUGGAGAAGUAGAUGUGGUCAAGUGUUCCCUACAUCACCCUCAAAUAGCAUAUUUUGAAGAAGAGACUUAUGAAACCAUAUGA
This is a messenger RNA of Chrysochloris asiatica (Cape golden mole), 1044 nucleotides long. It is a transcript of the gene NMI, whose product is annotated as N-myc (and STAT) interactor. The transcript is spliced from 8 exons. Lineage: Eukaryota; Metazoa; Chordata; Mammalia; Afrosoricida; Chrysochloridae. Gene Ontology annotation, cellular component: cytoplasm. The coding region runs from base 1 to 1044 and encodes 347 amino acids. The record is from RefSeq and is a predicted model, not a curated record.